Molecule: messenger RNA, 930 nt
Organism: Tupaia belangeri chinensis (Chinese tree shrew)
Lineage: Eukaryota; Metazoa; Chordata; Mammalia; Scandentia; Tupaiidae
Product: putative guanine nucleotide exchange factor MCF2L2
Exons: 9
Coding region: 1-930 (309 amino acids)
Cellular component (GO): cytoplasm
Molecular function (GO): guanyl-nucleotide exchange factor activity
Source: RefSeq, a predicted model, not a curated record
AUGCGUCAUACAACUCAGAAGCAGAGGGAAGAGAAGCAUAAGGAGCCAGCUGACGCCGGAGCUAGGGGCCCCCCCCCCAGCCAGUGGAUAAACCACCGCACCGCCAUUGAAAACUUUGCCUUGACGUUGAAGACCACGGCCCAGAUGCUCCAGGUGUUCGGGGCUCGCCUGGCCACCACAGAGCUGCCCACAGGUGUGCUGCCCACUGAAGACCUUCUCAUGGCCCACACAAGGCAGCGGGACAAGCUGCAGGAUGAGCUGAAAUUGCUUGGAAAGCAAGGGACCACACUGCUGUCCUGCAUGCGAGAGCCAGUAACUAAGCCCCCCGCCAGCAAACCCAAUCCCAGUGAACUUGAGAAUGCGGCUACCAUGGAAAGGCUGUUAGUUCAACUGGCUGAAACAGAAGAGGCCUUUAGUCAGUUCUGGUCCGAGCAUCACCUCAAGUUUCACCAGUGCCUACAGCUUCAGCAGUUUGAGCACAACUUCUGUAAGGUUAAGCUGGCCCUGGAUAAUCUGCUGGAGGAGGAGGCAGAGUUUACAGGUGUUGGAGACAGUGGGAUGCAUGUGGAGCAACUGCUCAAGGAACACAAAAAACUAGAGGAAAAAGCCCAGGAGUCCUUGGACAAGGCCCAGCUGCUUGCACUGGUUGGGGACCAGCUCGUCCAAAGCCGUCAUUACGCCGCAGACUCCAUCAGGCCCAGGUGCGUGGAGCUCAGGUGCCUCCGUGACGACUUCGUCAAUGAAAACCAGAGAAAAGAUGACCUCUUGGGGAAGGCCUUGGAGCUGCAUCGACAGCUGGAGACGGUCAGCCGGUGGUGCGAAGCGGGGAUCUACCUCUUGGCUUCCCAAGCUGUAGACAAGUGCCAGUCUCGAGAGGGGGUUGACAUUGCCUUGAAUGACAUUGAUUUUUUUUCACAGCCAAAGAUUUGA